GAGGCAACAGCAACCACAAUUGAGGCAACAACUUCAACCACAACUGAACCAACAACAACCACAAAUGAACCAACAACAACAACUGAGGCAACAACAACCACAAAUGAACCAACAACCACAACUGAGGCAACAACAACCACAAUUGAGGCAACAACUUCAACCACAACUGAACCAACAACAACCACAAAUGAACCAACAACAACUGAGGCAACAACAACCACAAAUGAACCAACAACCACAACCGAGGCAACAACAACAACAACAACAACCACAAUGGAGGCAACAACUUUAACCACAAAUGAACCUACAACCACAACUAGGGUAACAACAACCACAACUGAGGCAACAACUUCAACCACAAAUGAACCAACAACCACAACUGAGGCAACAACAACCACAAUGGAGGCAACAACUUCAACCACAAAUGAACCAACAACCACAGCUGAGGCAACAACAACCACAAUGGAGGCAACAACUUUAACCACAAAUGAACCAACAAUCACAACUGAGGAACCAACAACCACAACUGAGGUAACAACUACCACAAUUGAGGCAACAACUUCAACCACAAAUGAACCAACAACCACAACUGAGGCAACAACAACCACAAUUGAGGCAACAACUUCAACCAAAACUGAACCAACAACAACCACAAAUGAACCAACAACAACAACUGAGGCAACAACAACCACAAUUGAGGCAACAACUUCAACCACAAAUGAACCAACAACCACAACUGAGGCAACAACAACCACAAUUGAGGCAACAACUUCAACCACAACUGAACCAACAACAACCACAAAUGAACCAACAACAACUGAGGCAACAACAACCACAAAUGAACCAACAACCACAACCGAGGCAACAACAACAACAACAACAACCACAAUGGGGGCAACAACUUUAACCACAAAUGAACCUACAACCACAACUGAGGUAACAACAACCACAACUGAGGCAACAACUUCAACCACAAAUGAACCAACAACCACAACUGAGGCA
This is a messenger RNA of Sardina pilchardus (European sardine), 1002 nucleotides long. RefSeq names its product integumentary mucin C.1. Lineage: Eukaryota; Metazoa; Chordata; Actinopteri; Clupeiformes; Clupeidae. The annotation marks the transcript as partial. The transcript is spliced from 2 exons. The record is from RefSeq and is a predicted model, not a curated record.